Messenger RNA from Coregonus sp. 'balchen', 5669 nucleotides. The record is from the annotation of a GenBank genome assembly. NCBI's taxonomy places the organism in Eukaryota, Metazoa, Chordata, Actinopteri, Salmoniformes, Salmonidae.
AUGGGGGACUGGUCAUAUCUUUCCAAGUUACUGGACAAGGUGCAGUCCCACUCAACGGCAAUCGGAAAGAUAUGGAUGAGCGUCCUGUUUAUCUUCAGGAUCCUGGUUCUGGGUGCAGCAGCAGACAGUGUGUGGGGAGACGAACAGUCUGAUUUCUACUGCAACAACAAAGAACCUGGGUGUGAGAAUGUGUGCUAUGACUGGGCCUUCCCCAUCUCACACAUCCGUUUCUGGGUCAUGCAGAUCAUCUUCGUCUCCACCCCAACUCUUCUAUAUCUAGGCCAUGCCAUGCAUGUCAUCCACCGGGAGGAUAAGAUGAGGGAGGCACUGCAGAGCCAGGUUGACAAUGGCAUGUUGAAGAGGCCCAAAUACACAGAUGACCGGGGGAAAAUCAAAAUCAAGGGAAUUCUGCUGCGUAGCUACAUGACCCAGUUGUUCUUUAAGAUAGUGUUAGAGCUCGCUUUUAUUGUGGGACAGUACUACUUAUAUGGGUUUGUCAUGAAAUCCAUGUUCCUCUGUCAACAACAGCCCUGCUCCAGACUGGGUGCUGAGUGCUUCAUGUCCCGUCCCACAGAGAAGACCAUCUUCAUCAUCUUCAUGCUGGUGGUGGGCUGCGUGUCUCUGUUGCUCAAUGUGAUCGAGGUGUUUUAUUUGAUUUGCAUCAGAGUAAAACGUGGAACCAAGAAGCAAUACCCACUGCAUAUAAUCUCAGCUGAGAACCCAGUCACGCCAUACAGUCCAGCAUCAGAAUGGCAAAGUAACCUGGAUGGACAUAAAGAUUGCUCAUCCCUUCACAACAUCCAAAGAGAAGCUGAACUAAUGGAGGAAAAUAAAAACACUCCUUAGGUUUUCAAUAGACUUCACUUGAUGAUAUUCUGACCUGUGAAUUUAUGUAAUCACAUGCAAUUAGUUGGCUACACUUCCAGUAAAUUAGAGGAAAACAAAUCAUUACAGAGUGUAUUGAGUUUUUGUUUGUCAAAUAGAUUACCUUGUUACUGAAUGUUGUUCAUAUUACAGUUUGUUUCUAUGCUGACACUGUGAUGACUAAUGUUUUGUAGGAUAUGCAUAUCUCUGUAAAAAAAAAACGUGAACGGAAACGUGAGAUAUAACUCACGGCCGCACAUUCCCAGGGCAUACACUAGAUGGCAGCAUAAACUUGGUGAUUGAAAUCACAUUUUACCAGUGAUCAGACUUUACAUUUACAUUUUAGUCAUUUAGCAGACGCUCUUACCAGAGAAUCUUACAGUUAGUGAGUGCAUACAUUUUCAUACUGGCCCCUCGUGGGAAUCGAACCCACAAUCCUGGCAUUGCAAGUGCCAUGCUCUACCAACUGAGUUACACGGGACCAGAAUAGGCUAUAGUCUUAUCUAAAGGUCUAGCUCUAUGUUUAUAAACACAUGCAACACAAGUUACCUUUCAUGUCAAAGUUCCAUAUUAUUAGUGCAACAUAAAAUCGUUAUGCGUCUUGAUUCAUUAAUCUCAUCAUGAUUAAUGUUUGACACUUUUAGUCUGUCAUUGCAGCUAACAAGAAAAGGUGAUUGUCAAACAUGUUUAGCAACUAUCUUUGGGCUUUGAUCUACAUACAAUGGAUAUCAUUUUAAUCAAUUAAAACAUACUCCUCAAAUAGGCUACUGGUUUACAGAUUGGCGCACAGGACCUAUCAACGGAACGCUCUAGCAUAUCAUAUGCUGUAGACUUGGUCUCGGUGAAGCUAUUAAUUCAUAGUGAUCUGAAAAAGUUGCUGUUAAUCUUGUUAUUUAAAGAAAAGAAAAUGUUCUAUGACACAAUUACAUUUAAGUUAAAAAAAAGUACAGAAACCGAGCGUAAGGAGGUCUAAGGCUUGACGUACCGGUCAGGUGACUCCAAGCUUUUCUCUCCUUCGCUUCUUUUUUUCUCUCCUCCUAGCCUGUAUGUGGACUGUUAUAAGGCAAGGAAAGUUUGAAAAGUUCGUCUCAGUUUCUCUCUGGUCCCAAACUUGGAUUUCAAGAAAGUGGUGACUGUUUUCAAGAAGUGACGGGGAAAGUCCCUAAGGGCUCUCUUCUUACUUCUCAGUAACUUUCCAGGUGAGCUUUGCGUUAAAUUCAAGUGCCAUUAUUGAUGUGAAGAAGUAUUUGUGUAUAUAUAUAUAUAUAUAUAUAUUUGCAUAUAUAUAUUUGCAGAGAAACUAAAUUGCUCAGAAUCCAGACGCACUGUGCCAAUACAGACACAUUGCAUUUCUAUAGGCUAUCUAUCCGCUAUAGUAUGGUCCAUAAUAUAUACUUUAAAAAACGUUUUUAACAAGGAAAAGUUUAAAUGAUCCUCCAAGAGAGAUUGAGCCAUUGAUUCAUCUGUUUCUUUUGUUGUUUUCCUUUUAUAAUUUGGUGUGACCAUUGCUUAUGAGUAACCUGUGGCAAAUGACUCUAAAAGCAGCAUGUGAUGUGAAUGAUUACAAGCUUAUAGAUAAUUGUAACUGAACUGCUUAUAAGCCGUAGACUGGAGAUUGAUUUGUUUUCUAAAUGUAAUCCUAACCAAGCAUAUUGACAUGUUUUUUUAUAUUUAUAUUUUCCAUAUAUUACAUCUUAAUGGAAUAUGAUCGAAUUGGGAUCAGAUUUGUGAAGUCCUUCCUUGCAUCUGGGAAGCGCAGUUUAAAAUCCUCUUCCACUGUAAGGAAAUCUUGAGGUUGAACUGAUGUACUUAUUACAAUCUUAUAAAUUGUGAUAUUCGCUCAACGUGUCAUUUAAUUGCUCUAAUAACAUCAUUACAAGAUCAGAGAUCUCAAGCUUUAGUGGGUUUCUUACUCUAGAUCAGCAUUGUCCACAUGGAUGUUUUCUUCUUCUUCUUCAAGUCACAAAAUGGUUCUGUUAUAUUAAAUUGGCCUAUAAAUGACCCAGUGAAAUUGAUUUUAAACAAAUCUUGAAUUACAAAUUAUUUAUUUGAAAAGGCUUUUAUCAUGGUACCAUCAUUGUUGAGUAAGAAGCAGUACUUAGAUUGAUGUGUGUUAUUUUUCACUUUACUGUAGUCCUUUGAGAAGUGGGGCCACAAGUGAGAAUAAUUUAGAUGUUUGGCAGGAUUUUCCUGUGUGCUAAACAUCAAAAUUGUCAUUCCUCAUUCAUUCACAUAUGGACUGUUUUCUACACAAAGUUAAACCUGCAUGUGAAAGGUUGUUUGUGAUGUGAAGUUGAAAACUCCAGUACAGUAUGUCUACAGUAUAUGCAGUACAUUAUUAGCUAAUUGAAGACACAUGCUUUUGGUACACCCUCCUAGCAGAUGGCUUCUACUUAUCCAUGUUUGUUCAUUGUGCAGUCAUUGUGCAGUACUGGCGUUGUUCAGAAUUUUUAUUAAAACGUUAUUUGUGUUUACAAACUUGAAUCUCAUAUGACAUGCAGUGUGAGUUUAGUAUCUGUGAGAGUUAGGUCUCUGUAGUAGAGCUAGGCAGGUCACUAAUAAGCGCACAAUGAACGGGGCCCUGUGCUGUAGUCUCAGAGCCCAGAUGGACUGUCUGAGUGCGCUCCAGACACUCUUGGAUCCUCACAGAGCUAUUGGCCCAAGCAGGAGAGCCAUUGGUCCCCAAUCUGAGGCUUGCUCUGAGAGCAGAGAGCUAUUAGGCCUUAGUGCAGACCACUAACUGCAUAGGCUGUAUAGGUAAAGUUUGUACUUGGAUGUGGACGUUGGUUAAAUUCAAUCUCCAGCUUUUAGGACCGAUAUUUACUGAGGAUGAUACUUAAUGAGAAUAAAAAUGAUAUGUCCAGGAUAAUCAGAAUGCAAAUAGAUCUUGCAUAAUGAAGAUCUUAUAGUUAUUUUCACAGCUGACUAGUAAAUUAAUGCAUUUUGUGAUGAACAGUGACUUUGUCUGAAUCUGUGUGACAUUUCUUUGAGACUUGGGUGUAUUUGCAUAACAAUCCUUAGAUUACACUGUAUAACAUAAAUUAACAUUGAGAAAUGCUCACACACACGCUACUUGACAUCUUUUAACAACUCGAAUAAACAUGAAACCAUGUAGAAAUAAGGCAUGCGGACCAAAUUAACAAACAAUGGCUUGAUGAGAAACAGGUCACAUUUUUAUAGCCUGCCGAUGAAGGGGAAACAAAUGUUUGUGCUUGUGUUUCACAAACCUGGGCUCUAUCAUCUACCAUUAUACUAUUCACUUACUCAGUAUUUUAAGAAGUACCAUCAACACUGGUAGGACCACACAAUGUGAUUUUCCUCUCAUCACUUCCAAUAGGAAGACAAUAGCCAUCAAAUUUACUCUCUGUAUUGAAGAUUCAUUAAGCAUAACGUAAGGGAUUGACAUCUUGUGGUCAAUAAGACAUUGUUCUUGUCCAUCCAGAAAUUUGAUUUGUUCUGUUCGUCACUCCAGCCAUGAAAGAGCCAUCACAAGACUUGUAGUCUUUACACUUUUUCAUAGAACGUUGAGAUGUGUUUGAUUAGAAUCACAAAUGUUACUUGAGAUAGUGAUAUAUAAGCAUGUUUAUAGGAAUGUUUUUUAUUUAUUGCAUUCAAUUAUUUUCUGUCUAAUUGCAGCUAAAACUCCUUCAUCAUGGGUGACUGGAGUGCUUUGGGGAGGCUCCUGGACAAGGUACAGGCUUACUCCACGGCUGGAGGGAAGGUGUGGCUCUCUGUCCUCUUCAUCUUCAGGAUCCUGGUGCUGGGGACGGCUGUGGAGUCUGCCUGGGGGGACGAGCAGUCCGCCUUCAAGUGCAACACCCAGCAACCUGGUUGUGAGAACGUGUGUUAUGACAAAUCUUUUCCUAUAUCACAUGUACGGUUCUGGGUGCUACAGAUUAUCUUUGUCUCGACGCCGACUCUUCUGUACCUUGCCCAUGUGUUCUACCUGUUGCGAAUAGAGCAGAAGAUUAACCGCAAAGAGGAAGGGCUGAAAAACAUCCAGAACGAUGGAGGCGAUGUGGACGUACCUCUGAAGAAGAUUGAGUUAAAAAAGCUCAAGCAUGGGCUGGAAGAGCAUGGGAAGGUUAAGAUGAAGGGAGCCCUCUUGAGAACCUACAUAUUCAGCAUUUUCUUCAAGUCCAUUUUUGAGGUGGGCUUCCUGGUCAUACAGUGGUACAUUUACGGCUUCAGCUUGGCUGCUGUCUACACCUGUGAGAGGUCCCCCUGCCCCCACAGAGUCGACUGUUUCCUCUCCCGACCUACUGAGAAAACUGUCUUCAUCAUCUUCAUGCUGGUGGUCUCUCUGGUCUCCCUGCUUCUGAACGUCAUUGAGCUCUUCUACGUGAUGUUCAAGAGGAUCAAGGACCGUGUGAAGGGGAAACAACCGCCCGUCCACUACCCUGGCACUGGGACGUUAAGCCCCACUCCCAAGGAUCUGUCCACCACUAAGUAUGCCUACUAUAACGGCUGUUCCUCUCCCACUGCACCGCUGUCCCCCAUGUCACCCCCAGGGUACAAGCUGGCCACUGGGGAGAGAACCAACUCCGUUCGCAACUACAACAAGCAAGCCAAUGAGCAAAACUGGGCCAAACUAUAGCACGGAGCAGAACCGCCUGGGCCAGAAUGGCAGCACCAUCUCCAACUCCCAUGCACAGGCCUUUGACUUUCCUGACGACACCCAGGAGAGUAAGAAACUGACCCCAGGGCACGAGCUGCAGCCGUUGGCCCUGAUGGACCCUAGGCCCUGCAGUCGGGCCAGCAGUCACAUGAGCAGUCGGCCGAGGCCAGAUGAUCUAGAUGUCUAG